AGUUUAAAAUGGCGCUAGAAUUUGUAGGUCAAUCUCGACGAUGACAUUGAUGCCGCUACAAUGCGCUUUGAAGCCUCGGAACAGUAAACAGAAAGCUCGAUAUAAUGUGCAAUAAGUUUUAAUCCAGUAAAAUGAGUUCCAAAACGCCAUCGAAAAGAAAAGGCACCCCUCGCAAGUUGUCACUCACACCGCCCCUGAAGAGGUUUUUGUCAGAGGAUGAUGGUAACAACACCAGCCCAAGUCAUGGGAUGAAUGUUACAGCCGCUCAGCCAGCACAGAAAGUGGAUGAUUCCACUGAGAGGCAUUGUGAUUACACUGAACAUUCAGAUGUUAACACCUCAGAAAAUCAAGUUGAGAGUAGAUUAAAUGAUUUAAUCACUAAAGAAUGUACAGGUGAAGGUGCAACUGAAUUAUCGCCAAGUCAACAAAAGGAUACUAUUCAGGAAAAUAUGGAACAAGAAGGAAAGGAUAAAAAUGAUGCCUCAAAUGAAGCAUUUUGCAGUCAGACCCCCAUAGUUUUACCUGAUGUUUCCAAAAGUACACCAGAAAAGGCAAGUGAGGCGUCUGAACAUUCACAUGAUUCUGCAUCACUCAAAACCAUACAGGAAACAACGCCUACUAAAAAGAAGCGCGUCCAACUGGUUAAAGGAAGAUCUGGAAAGAAAAGUAGUCCUUUGAAGAUCAAAUUGACGUCUUCGCCGCGUAGAUCGACCAGAAAGUCUCCAUUUUUUACUCGUAAAAAUGAUGAGGGAAAAAGAAAAGGAACCCCUGGAAAGUCCUCACACACUGAGGCUAGUGAAAGACUUGAACAGCUGAGGGAAGAAUUGACAUUGUUAAAUGAGGAAAGUAAAGGGAUCACUACGCAUAUAUUCCAAGGUUCUAGUUCAAGUGAAAAAAAGGGGAGAUUGUCAGGUUCAGCGUCACCGCAAAAGGAGGUCACCCCUAGAAAAAGGACACCAAGAAAAGUUGGGAGCCCCAUAAUGAAAAAGAGGAAAAAGGAAAAAGAUGAUGAUUUAGAGAUGCAAAAGCUUAUUUUGGGAUCACCAGACCCAGAAAAGCUACGCAUCAUAGAAUCUGACAGUGAGAUGGAUCUGUGUCUUGAAGAGAAAGCCAAGAAGAAUAACCUCACUGCUAAGAAUGUGAAAAACAUAUUGCAUCAUGUCCUAACCAAUGAACACGUGGUGGCCAUGAUGAAGAACACUCUGUCCAUGGAAGACCCCAGUGAGGCACCUUAUGUUCCAAAAAUGACCAGAGCUAAGGUCAAGGAGGUCAUGCAGAAAGGAAAUGUUCCUUUACCACUGCCCCUGUCACCAAUCAAAAAGCCACAGAAAGUCAAGAACUUUCUUCAGCUGAGCUUUGAAGAUGAUGAGGAGGAUGAUGAAUAUGUCCCAGAGAACGAGUCAUUUCAAGACAGUGAUGAAGACAGUGAGAGUGUGGCCUCCUCUCAAACCAGUGAUCUUGGUUCUCCAAUUCCAAGGCCUCGAACUCCUUCUACACCCAAGCAGCAGAGAGUGCAGUUAAAACCUCUGGGAGAAAGCACCCCUAAAGCCAAGGCCUUGGUGACAAAAGAACAGGAGCCUUCUUUGCCUACAGAAACAGAAAAGCCUGUUAGCUCCCCUAAACCUGCAGCUGAACCAGCCCAACCAGAAAGCAGCAGCACAACUUUGACAGCUGAUGCACAAAAGACAAGCACUAUUACAGAACCAAAAUUUUAUACAGAGACUAUGGGUCCUCCCCUUGAAUUGCCCCCAAAGUCUAAACUUAGUAAAGGAGAAAAAACACAAGCGGAAAAAUCUGAGGAAGAUACCAUUGCUCUUCGAACCAGAUCCAAGCUUCCUUUAAAGGACACCCCCCUGGAUGUGAUUGAGUCUUCCUUUGUGGCCCCAGAUAUCACCCCUGAUAUGUAUGACUUUGAACAUGAUGACCAAGAAUGGACAGGGUUCUUGACUGGGCUGCUCAAGGAUGAUGACCCCAGUUUGUUUGAUGCAGUAGAAGAUGAAAGCAUGGAUGACCCAGAGUAUAACUUUCUGGCUGAUGAAGAAGAAGUGGAUGAGGAGGAUUACAGAAAUGAUCAAUCAGUCCGGGUGUCAAAAAAAGAACUGAAUGAAUUAAUGGAUGAAGUGUUUGAGGCCUAUGGUGGCUGGGAGGGGCUGGAGCAGGAUGAUGACAAGAUUGAAGAGGAGAUGUGGACCCAAGGAUUAUUACAGGGAACUAGCUGCAAAGUUGACAACAGGCUCGUCUCCAAGAUGGUGCAAGAUGGAGAAGUGGUUAAGAAAAAAGACAGUAAAAAGAAAGUAAAAGAAGCUGAUAAAAUCCCACAAGUAACUCCAGAGGAGAGGGCACAGUUGGAUCUACAAAUGAGAAAACAUGUGCAGUUGUUAACCCAAAUGUUCGUGCUCUCCAAACCAAUACCAGAUUAUUCAGAGGUGGCCUCAGCAAGUAGAAAACUCUUGGAGGAAGUAGAUCUGUUCAGACAGAAGUCCCAGGCAGGUGCCUUGUCAGCAUUCAAUGCCCUCAACUUGGCAGAUGCUCUGACAGUGGUGAAGAAAGAAGACGAACAGGUCUUCCCGUGUGUGACUGUCACAAAUCUGAAAAAGAAAAGAGGCAAAAGGGUAUUCGAUCCACCAGAACUAAAUAGCCACCAGAUGUCAGUGUUUGUCAACAAUACUGUCUUCAUGUAUCCUUGGUUGGUUCCACAAAGUGGGCUCUUCCCAAGUACAGUGAUGUUCCCGCAGAAAGUAUUCUUCACAGAAGCAGAGGACAAUCUUUUGGCUCUUGGUGAAUACCAAUUCAAUGCAUUCAUGAAGAGAUCAGAAUUGAUUAGAUAUUUUCUCUUGCCAACCAAAUCGGCAACACAGAUUCGGAUACGGACAAAGAACAUGUGUGCUACAAAAAAGGGGGAUAACUUGAUCAAGAGAGUAAAGUCUGGAAAGUUUGAACCCCAAAUGCCAAUUUUUUAUGAAACAUUGGAUCUGACAAAGAUAAAACCUAUCAUUGAACUGGACGGUGCUCAACAGCCAUGUUGGAUAGAGAAAUAUCAUAAAAUAUUUUCAAAGGAAGGAUCCAAGAAAAAGAGAAAGACAAAAUUGAAAAAGCAUAAUAAGGAAAAAGCCAAAGGAACACAAGGUGAAAAUAAAAAUGGUGACGGAGAAAAUGAAAUACAUGACACCAAAGAUAUUGGCACAGAUUCAGAAUGUUCCACAUGUUGUUCCUCAUGUGGUUCUUCAUGUGACUGUACAUCUGGAUCAGAAGACGAGGAAAUGAACGAAAUUUCAAAAGAUACCACAAUUAGCUCAUCGUGCGGUGGAAACCCCAACGACAAGGGGGAGACCACCCAAAAACCAAAUUCUCAAAAGGAGACGGAGACAGCUGAGGAGGAUCCGGCCUUAAGAGACCACUCUGAUGUGGGCUACAGCAAACACAAAGGUAUCCAAAUCCAUUAUGGGACCAGCGGGAGAAGCACUCCCACCUCAGGCACCACCACCAUUUCUAUACAGGCCGACCAGGCAAACAGAAAUAGCCCCACACAGUUUGUGUCCAUUCAAAAAUUUCAAAGUUCAGCUGAAACAUCAUCUUGUCAGGCUAAUCCUACAACUUCAGUGCCUGCUUCUUCAGGAGGGGCUAGCAGUGGAAAAGGACCUAAAAUGGACCCGAGAAAGCCACACCUUAAGCCUAUUGCUCCAGCACUUACAGGUGGACCAAUCAUCAUAGUUGCAGGUCCUCAGCAGAUGGGAGCCAUUAUCAGUACAGAUAAAGCCCCUGGUGCUGUCAUUCUCAAUCAGCAGAGUCCUCAACAACAGCGAAGUACCAGUCCAGUGAUUAUAAUGACCAGUCCACAGGUGGUCAGUCAGCAGGUGGCCACUGUGAAUGAAAGUAGGAGCAUGACUGUCCAGUCAGUGUCCAGUGUACCGACAUCUGGUGGUAAUGUCAUUGUAAAUAGCAGUAUUGUUACUGCUCCUCCUUGCUCUGAAUCACAGACUUUGAAUUCUGAAGUGAAUGGAAGUGAAGUAUCUAAUGUUCCUGCUACUGCUACAACUCAACAAAAUUCCCCAGUUGUUGGUAAAAUUGGUGCUGAAGUGUGUAGCCAAGAGAAUGCCAAAACUAAAGCUAUAACUCUUAAUGAGAACAGCCAUGCUUCGAGUGAUAUAGGGGUUACGAUAAGCAUGCCGACAGGAGACACAUUGCCAGAACCUGCUGGUGAAGGGAAAAGCAGUAAUGACAAUGACAUUGCUACUGCUGCGGCUCCUCUACAUGUCUCCAAGUUUGUGAGUGAAACGGGUGCAGCAGUGUCUAGUCAAAAGAAUGAUAUAACUAAACCUACAAGUCUUAAUGAGGACAGCCAUGCCUCCAGUGAUAUAGGGGUUACUAUUAGCAUGCCAAACCUAACAGUAGAGGGGUUGUCGAAAUCUGCUGUUGUCCAGAAAGGCAAUAAUGACAUUGACAAUGACAAUAACAAUGCAACUGCAACAUCGGAGGCUAUUGAAAUGGCUGGAUUGAACAACAUGUCUCCGGUGAAGCAAAAGGACUUUGACAAUGAUUCAAAUUCACCUACUAAAUCAGCUGUUCAAAUCAUGGCCAGUGUUGCAGGUUUUAUGAUCACCCCACCGAAGAGAGUGCUGAACUUAAAUGAAGAUGCUCUUCAUUCUCCACCACAAAUAGGGAAUUUCUCAAAACUUUCAACUCAGAAAGCUGUGAAAAUGCCACAGUUGGUCUCUCCAAGAUGCAGAACUAUUGCACCAAAGACUCCAGAGAAAACGCCAACAAAAACUGUUUCGCCUUUUCUGAAGAAAAUCCAGAAAAGUCCCAGAAGACAAUUGCUGCAGCAACAAGCUAGGGCAAUUCUUCCAAAAGGAUUUAUUUUCACAGCCCCCUCCGUAUCUCCAUCUAAAAAGGCUGCCCAUGCCAUAACUGAGAAAAUCAGAAGAGGUGGUCUGUCAAGAAAUAUGCCCACAAUCCUAAGGCGGAGUAGUCGUUUGAGACAACUUCUGCCAAAGGAUCCAGCCAAGGAAAGUUUUGACCUUCAGGUUGUCCCUGAGGGCGACAUCCCAGAUGAAGAUGAAGACCAAGAUGACGAUCUUGCCGAUGCUGAUGCUGAAGCUGCCAGUGAAUAUGACACCAUGGAGUCUGAGUAUGUAUCCGAUGAAAAUCAGCAGGACAAGGAAAACCAGGAAGAUGCGAGUAAAAUUAAACCUCAGACUAAGAAGAAAUUGACCAAAAAGAGGACGACCCAGAGAAAAACUAAUCGGGUGAUUGGUCCGCCGAGUGAUGGAAGUGAUGAUGAGGAUGAAAGCCCAGAUGAAGAUGAUCAUCUGGCACAACUAAUGGCGGCUAGUUCCACUAUUGGAUUCAAUCCUCAAAAAAGAUCUUCCCUACAAAUGAGCAAGAAGAGUAAGGCAAAGAAGAGAAAGGAGGCGACACUAGCCAUGUUGAUGCCAAACCUUAUUGAAGCCGAUACCUUGAAAGAUGAAAAGGACACAGCCUUUGCCCAAGCCUACUUAACUAAAGUGAAGGAAACUUUGAAGAAUGACCUCGACACCUAUGAAAAGUUUCUUAGAACUUUGUAUGAGUUUGAGAAGAGUCAAAGUUCACCAGUGCAACUGUAUAAUAGUAUCAGAAUAUUGCUAGGGAACUUCCCAGACCUGGUGAAUGACUUCUCGGGUUUUCUACUCCCAGAGCAGGCAGUGGAGUGUGGCUGCUUCAUGGCCAACAAGGAGUUUGAGAAAGUCAGGAUUUUUUUGAGGAAAUUGGAGGUUUGUUUUGGGAGGGAUUCAAGUCACUAUCAAAAGAUCCUGAAGGUAUUUUCUCGUUGGCAAAACAAAGGCAAAGGAAAUGUUGAAGAGCUGAAGACCACUGUGAAGCCAUUGCUCAAAGGACAGGCACAUUUACUGGAAGAAUUUUCUACUUUUUUCAUGGAUGCAAGGCCACCAGAAAGUCAAAUGAAUUGUUUUGAAGAAGUGAACCUAAGUGACAGUGGGGAUGAAAGCAAGAUGGCUGCCCUCGACGGUUUUGAAAUAGUGGAACUUCCUGAAGAAGACACAGACUGUGGCACAAAACGAUGUCGAUGCAACUGCCAUCAAAAUGCUCAAGAUGAAAAACUAAAGAAAAAGAAGAAGCAUUGUGCCUCCUGCUGCCCUCUUAAGAUUGUCGAUGGAAGAAUUUAUCUUCAGAUGGGUUCAAAGAAUCUGAGACCAGCACAGGUGAUAUUCCACCAUCCCCCCAAAGCAGCCCCCUCACCACCAUCUCUCUCACCACCACACACAAACCCUUCCCAGAAUUCACCAAAAAUUGCUGCCAGGCAACAAAACACAAACGAAAAGAGUAACAAUGCAAAAGAGGAUGUCUCCAAUUCAAUUCAGCAAGCCAGCAGAAAUGGAAAUGUACCCAGUGCUGCAUUUCUAAACAUUGACAUGAAUUUACAGGAACAAUCAAACGAGUCAGGGAGGAUACAAAAUUCAACUGAUCAAAAAUUGAAUGAAGAAGUGCGUGCUGUGGACUCACCUGUUUCAGAUGUGAUGCAAAGUACUCAGAUAUCUGAACUCUCUAGUGAUAGUGAUCUCCUCAAGGCUGCUUUACGCCAAUCUGGUAUAGAACCUAAUUCAAACUCAAUGGACGGACAGACACAGUUAACAGUGACCCCCUCUCGAUUGGGUCCUAUUAUGAGCAGUGACAUUAUGUUACCAUCAUCAGCAGCAUCAGCAUUUACCAGAGUGACAUCCUCUUCAUCCUCACAGUCGUCCUCUGAUGUCCAACCAACGUCGGGCUCACCAUUAGGUCUAACAUCCAAGACUCAAAGAAAAGUCGAAAUGAAAAUACAAAGACCUAGAAAAAGAGCCAAGCUGGUGACAUUGUCCACCACAGUUCCAUCUCAUGUACCAGAGCACUCGGCAUUCUCAGUUGCCAGCCAGGCAUCAAACCCAGACUCCAGCCAAACAACCACUCUGGACACCACUGUCCAGGCAGAACUGCCAGUUGUAACAGAGACACUGAACAUGCCUGAGAAAUUAAGUGCACCCGAGGUAUCCAGUGCUGCUUCAGAGAAAUCCAGUGUACAUGAAAACCCAAAUGCCUCAGAGAAGACGAGUGGAGCAGAUUCUAGAAGGAUAGUAAUGAAGAUCAAUUUGACUCAGAACAGUGCAGUUACCACAGUCUUGCCGCACAGUGAUGAUUCUGAAAGCUCUAAAGAUUCUUUUAUUUGGUCCAGAGAGGAUGACAAAAUAAUCUUAGAGACAUGUAAAACAGAAGAACCUACAGAUGAAACUUUCAUCAAAAUAGCUAGUCAGCUUUCUAGCAGGACAGCAAAACAGGUUCGGAACCGUUUUUACACUUUGAUGGAUAUUUUCUCUGAUGAUGGUACUUGUGAUGGUGAUGACAUAAGUACAGACUCCAAUGAUGUGUCUCUAUAGUAAUAUGUGGAAGACAUUGACUUGUGAAGUUCAGCAUUAGAAGCAUUAUUUUAAGACAAUAGUGUUCUUAUGUAUUUGUGAAAAUGGAUUGUAUUACCAAGUUGCCAGAAAGGUUUUCUUUUGUUUACUUUAACACUGGGGAAUUGUACAGUGUCUGAAGUAUGCUUUAGCAGAAUUAUUUUUGUUGCAGUUUGAAAUAGAACUGCAGUGAUUGAAAUUGUCAAGGUACUACAUUAUCAAAAUGUUUUUGUAGUAUGCAUACAUCAGUUACUGGGAUCAUGUGAGAUCUGAAGGAUUUUUCUUUGUUGACAGAAUUAU
Molecule: messenger RNA, 7721 nt
Organism: Lingula anatina
Lineage: Eukaryota; Metazoa; Brachiopoda; Lingulata; Lingulida; Lingulidae
Product: GON-4-like protein
Biological process (GO): regulation of DNA-templated transcription
Cellular component (GO): nucleus
Molecular function (GO): transcription coregulator activity
Source: RefSeq, a predicted model, not a curated record